CAUGCCGUGGGAGGAUCCAGGAAUGCUGCCAGCUGGUGACAAGCAGUGCUCCACUGACACACAACAGCAGCAAGCAGCGAGACACGCAGGAAGAAAACUAACAUAUUCAAACUCCCCGUCGACAUGCCUCAGUACUCAGAUCUGGAGAAGGCCAUUAACACACUGGUCACCCAGUUCCACGCUGCUUCGGCUGACAAUGGUCCAACGCUGAAAACUGAUGAAUUCAAAGGUCUUUUGUCCUCCCAGCUGCCCAACCUGGUGAAGGGGAUCGGCACAGACCAGGGACUGGGUGAGAUAAUGCUGAAGAUGGGUGUAGGUGACGGUGAGGGCAUCUCUUUCAAGCAUUUCUGGAACUUAAUCCAGUCACUAUCCACCACGCAGCACAGCCUCCUCAGCAGCCAGAAGGGCUCCUCAUGCAGCUGCAUCCUCCUGUGAAGAGCAUACUCAGGAAGUUUCCACCCUGUAAUUUAACUAAACAGGGCAACAAUAUGUACAUCACUCUCCUAAUCAGGUGUCAGACAGAAUACAAAGGUGCACACAGCAAGCUGUUCCCAACAUUUAAGACUGAAACAUUACACAUUUAAAAUGCUGUGCUAUCCAUCUGACAGGUUUCCACAUCGCACUUCUGCCACUAUACUGUCCAGUAUCCUUUGCACCAGUUUAAGUUCAGGCUAGUUUGCAUUUCUCACAUUGUCCAAGUCUACACAUUGAUUCUUAUAACCUUUAAAAAUAUACCAAACUACAAUUUUUAACUAGCUUACAAUAAUCACCAUAUCAAAUCACCAUUACACAUAGUACCGAAUAACAUCUUUGUGUAGCAACUUGCUAAUCAUGAAUUAAGUUAUUUUAUUUAACAUGCUGCACAUGUAAAGAUUGUCUUAAGUUCCUGUUACUGGACUAGACAGUCUAACUUUGGCCAGCAUGUUAUUAGCCAGAGAAUACUAAGGUUAGCUCUGCUUUUCAGUUGUAAUAGUUAAAGAUAUACACCUUGAUUUUGUUCUAUUGCCCUCAGCUCUCCAAAUUUCCUCCCAGAUCAAACUCAAAAAAUGAUAUAUGGUAAGAUUUAACACAUCCCCUGUGAGCUGGGAGGAGAUCUGGGGGUACUAUUAACAAAAUCAGGGGGGCAGCAAGUCUCUGUGAUGCAGCUAAACAAAGACACAGCUUUACCGUCAAACGUAACACAUGUAUAAGCAUCCACUUUACACCCUAAAGGCUUCAGUAUGUUUGAAAUGCACCAGGUCUUAUAUGUCAACCAUAUAAACAUGUCAGAAGGCUUCUGAAGAAGUGCUUGCUGGAUCAUCUAACAACAUCUAAAACCCCCUCCCCCCACACACAUCCCUUGCCAACAUCAGAAUCUGGGAGGGUGACAAUCUCAGGAUCUUGUUCACUUCACAUAGUGAUUGGUCAGCUGUGUGGAAAAUUGGAAGGGUGUGAACACAACUACUUCAGUCACUUUUCAUUUGAACAAGUGAGUGCAACAUAAUAAAUGAUUUCCAGGAGAGACUCUGUGAAAAUGGGAGAAGUUAUCUCCAUUUCAAUGAUUAAUCUUGUCUUCUACUUCUGUCACAGCAGGCUUUUAACCCCCUCCUUUGAGUUGGGACAUUAAGAACAGCUUCUAAUUCCACUUUCAGACAUAUGAUGCAGGUCAAGUCAACGUGCGUUUGAGCCACGUUUCACCCAUUCAUGAGAUAGCUUUCACAGCAGAGUCUCCAGACUGCAGUGAAGUUCUGAACACUUUAUUGAUAAACCUGAGAAUAAUUUGCCCGAUAAAAGUCAAGUUUCAGUUUCACCUGUCCUUUGGUUGGUCAGUUAAAUUGUUAUUGAAACAUGGGUAUAAUUUUAAUUUGCAUUCCUGGUAGCAACACCAUUCACCAAAGCCCGGCAUUGUUGACCCGUGACCAACCCCGGUGUACAGGAGGGUCGCGAAGGAGGGUCACCUGACGCCAGUUGACCCAUACAGAUAUAGCCCCGUGUCACUGUGUUGGUGUGAAUGGGGUAUCACACUUCUGCCUUUAGACCAGUUUGAUAUUGAGUAUUGCAUAUUGAACCCUUAGACGAUCCAACAGUUACUUUGUUUUUUGGAGGCCUUAAGAAUCAUUUUGAAUUUAUCUGGUGCAAAAGGUUGCUAGACAUUAUGACAGUCAAGAGUCAUUAACACAGUCACUUUCCAUUAUGUCCGCUAAUUUUGUCCUGUGUCCAUUUUCCGAGUUUAAUAUUGAUUCAUGGUGCCUUUAAAAAUUAAUGCAGAUUAUAUAGUUUAUAUACAUUAAUAUAGUGUAAUCAUUCGCAUGUCAGAAAUGCUAACUCUGAAGUACUUUGAAGGUAACAGUAUGUGAGCAUGUAUCAUCAAACAGAGUCAAAGCCAGGUCAUUAGAAAUCUAGAGUUAAAACGGCAGUUAAACAUUCAGAAGCUUUGAAACAUUUAAACGACAUUUAUCUCUUCAUUUGUACAGAACUGACUCCAGGAUAAAUUAUAACUGCAAUUCUCAGUUCUCAGUAUCUGUUAUGGUGUUAGCAGUGGCAAUUUACACGGUAACUUCCAGUGUAAAACCCUGUCUGAAUCUUUAAGCAUAUGAUGCUAAUCAUCUCAUUUUGACCUCAUAUGCAUCAGUAACGGAACACAAAAUCGUAGUUUGGAUUCUUUCUAAAUGUCAUUAUGUUUAAUCUGUUUAAUGUCGAGAAACUCAAGACAGAAACAUCUCAAAAAGUGUGCUUUAUAGCCCUUUUAUAUGUUUCUACUAGUAACGCUUUAUCCUCUGUGAUUCUGCAUUUUCUAUGUAUUUAUAUUUUGUAAUACUCUGUAUUCUGACCUUUGUGACACCAUAAGAACAAGGAUGUAAUAAACAUGUAAAGGAAUCACCAAUACUGCAUUUGUUAUGUU
Molecule: messenger RNA, 2881 nt
Organism: Xiphias gladius (swordfish)
Lineage: Eukaryota; Metazoa; Chordata; Actinopteri; Istiophoriformes; Xiphiidae
Gene: s100v2
Product: S100 calcium binding protein V2
Exons: 3
Coding region: 124-435 (103 amino acids)
Source: RefSeq, a predicted model, not a curated record